Molecule: messenger RNA, 726 nt
Organism: Spirometra erinaceieuropaei
Lineage: Eukaryota; Metazoa; Platyhelminthes; Cestoda; Diphyllobothriidea; Diphyllobothriidae
Source: the annotation of a GenBank genome assembly
AUGACUACUGCUGCCAAAAAUACAAGGAAGGGCAAGAAGGUGCAGCCACCUCAAGAUCAAGCACCGGCGGAAAAGAAGGCGGUUACCUCGGAAUCUGACUCAGACUCUGAUGAUUCCGUACCCGAGCUUACCGACGAGAAAAAGGCGGGCGAUGCCAUGACGGCGGAUGAUGACCUUAUGGGCUUGAAUAAGCAGUCUCGUAGCGAGAAGAAGGCUAGAAAAGCUAUGACAAAAUUGGGCUUGAAGCCAAUUCCAGGAAUCUGCCGAGUCACAAUACGAAAGGCCAAGACUAUAAUGUUCGUAAUUAACAAUGUUGAUGUUUUCAAAGCUCCAAACUCCGAUACCUACGUCAUUUUUGGCGAGGCUAAAGUCGAAGACAUGUCUGCUCAAGCACAAAUUGCUGCCGCGGAGAAACUGCGAUCUCAGGCUCUCUCAGGCGCGACACCAGCCGCUCAUGCGGAGGCCGCGGAGACCACCUCGAAGGCGGCUAUCGCAGAGGAGUCAGAAGACGAGGAAGUUUGUUGUCUGUUCGUACCUUAACCUGCUCUCCAAGGUUGACGCUUCCGAUCUCGACGCCAAAGACAUCGAGCUUAUAAUGCAGCAGACGAAUGUUUCCCGCUCAAAGGCUAUAAAGGCCCUCCGGGACAAUGGGAUGGACGUUGUUAAUGCUAUCAUGGUAGGCUUCCUUAUUUUCCACGAAACUCUUUUUAGAAUCUGUCUGGCUAA